GGGACGCUUUUCCGUACUGGCAGAGGGAGAAAGGUCGUCGUCGUGCACACCAGGAACCGAGCCCUGGAGCUCCUCGAACAGCAUCACGGACACCAAGGAAUCUUUCAAACGAGAACCGUGCUGACCGCCCGAUACUAUUGGCCUGGGAUGACGAAGGACAUCGUCCAGUGGGUGGAGCGAUGUGUGAAGCGCCAGAAGGGGAGAAAAGCUGCAACUCUGCACACCCCCGUGCAAAGCACAACGGACGCCCCCGUGCAAAGCACAACGGACACCCCCGUGCAAAGCAGAAAGACCGACGCCAUGACGUCCCGCCUGGAUCUCUCCCACCUCCUCCCGCCCCCCCGCUUGCGCCAGCUGGUCCGGGACUGGCUCCAAGAGGAUGCCCCGGCCUUCGACCCCGCCGGCUGUGCGGUGGGGGAAGGCCCGGAGCGCGCUGUCCUCCUCUGCAAGUCUCCCGGGGUGUUGGCUGGCUGCCCCUUCUUUGACGCCGUCUUUACCGAGCUGGGCUGCACCGUGGAGUGGUUCCAGCCCGAGGGGGCCUGGCUGGAGCCUGUGGCCCGCGUGGCCGAAGUCCGCGGCAAAGCCCGCCACCUGUUGCUCGGGGAGAGGACUGCUCUGAAUUGCCUGGGACGGUGCAGCGGGGUGGCCACGGCCACGGGACGGGCCUGCCGGCUGGCACAGGAAGCCGGCUGGCACGGGCAAGUGGCCGGGACGAGGAAGACCACGCCGGGUUUCAGGCUGGCCGAGAAGUACGCCCUGCUGGUGGGGGGAGCUUCGGGCCACCGCUACGACUUGGGCAGUCUCAUCAUGCUGAAGGAUAACCACGUCUGGGCUGCGGGAGGAAUUGCCCAGGCCAUCCAGGAAGCCCAGCGGGUGGCUGGCUUUCAUCUGAAGCUGGAGGUGGAGUGUCGUUCGCUGGUAGAGGCACUGGAAGCCGCAGAGGCCGGAUCUGACAUCAUCAUGCUAGAUAACUUCUCCCCGGAGGAUUUGCAUCCAGCCGCCAGUGUGCUGAAAGCCGCCCACCCCCGGGUAAUGGUGGAAGCCAGCGGGGGGAUCUCGGAGGAGAAUAUCUCCCAAUUCUUCGGCCGUGUAUAGACGUCCUUUCUCUGGGAUGCCUCACCCAGUCGUCCCAAGCCGUGGAUUUUUCCCUCAAAAUCUGUCGGGAGACACCAGUCCAGAGAGAUUUUGCCUUCUAAGACCAUAAGCCCCAAUUUUCAGGGAAGAAUGUGAGAUUUUAGCUCAGUGAAAUCAAAGGUCAGGGAGUUUCACAGAUUAACAGAUAAAAAUUUUUAGUUUCUUCCAUGUAUAGUAUGCUGUUUUGAUUUUCUCACUUUGAAUCUUUCCUAAGAACCAUCAGACACUUCAUUUCCUAACCUGGGAUUGAAAUUUUAAGCUCUGUAAACUCAUGUGGUGGGGAGUUCCACUGGCUACUGGUUAAAAUCAUCUUCCUUCUAAAAUGUGAUACCUUAAUUUGCCCAAUAUAAUUCUGUCCUAAGAUGUAUCACAUGCUAAAUUUUCUAAGCCAUGUGUGAAAUUUUAACUCAAAAUUGUGUGUCAGGAAGUUGCAGAGGUUAAUUGAUACAAUUAUUUCAUAUGUUCCCUCUAA
Messenger RNA from Mauremys mutica (yellowpond turtle), 1606 nucleotides. It is a transcript of the gene QPRT, whose product is annotated as quinolinate phosphoribosyltransferase. Gene Ontology annotation, molecular function: nicotinate-nucleotide diphosphorylase (carboxylating) activity. Gene Ontology annotation, cellular component: cytoplasm. Gene Ontology annotation, biological process: quinolinate catabolic process; NAD+ biosynthetic process. Lineage: Eukaryota; Metazoa; Chordata; Testudines; Geoemydidae. Bases 148 to 1095 code for a protein of 315 amino acids. The record is from RefSeq and is a predicted model, not a curated record. The transcript has 5 exons.